Vanrija pseudolonga is the source of this 1157-nucleotide messenger RNA. RefSeq lists its product as uncharacterized. Gene Ontology annotation, cellular component: MIS12/MIND type complex. The transcript has 4 exons. The record is from RefSeq and is a predicted model, not a curated record. Gene Ontology annotation, biological process: chromosome segregation. NCBI's taxonomy places the organism in Eukaryota, Fungi, Basidiomycota, Tremellomycetes, Trichosporonales, Trichosporonaceae. The coding region runs from base 6 to 1109 and encodes 367 amino acids.
ACACGAUGGGCCUCCAGCGCACACCACCACAGAACGCGACACGUACCCGCCGCGACGACACCUUCUCGCCCAGCCAGGCGUUCGCGCCCGCCUCGCGGCUGGCUCGCUCGCCCGCCGGCGCAGCAGCGCCAGCGACGGACGACGAUGAGAUGGAGGUCGAGGCGGGGUUAGGCGCCGUCGAGGAGGCCGAGGAGGCGAUGGACGUGGACGUGGACGUGGACGACGUUCCCCCUCCUCCCCCGCCUGAACUAGUCGCCUCGUCGUCACGCGCGCCCCGCACCCCGGCUCCGAGCAAAACAAAGCCGGCUCGCACGCCAGCACCCGCCCCCGUCACGCCUGCGGCCCCGCGCUCCGCCAGACCGCCGCGCAAAUCCCAACUACCUGAACCCUCGCCUGAGCGUGCGCCGCCGCAGCAGGCGCCAGUAACCCCCCGCGCAUCGGCGCCAACACCGCACCGCACGCCGGCGCAGGUGCUCGCCGAGCCCGCUGUGCCCGUCCAAGGGGCCGACGACGCAGGCUAUGGCAAGUACUACGAGACGCUGGUGCUCGCGUUGAAGAACAACACGGUGGACCGGGGCCUGUCCAAGUGGACCCUGGACAACCUGCGCGAAUGCUACCCGCUCCUGGCGGACGCGAUGCCCGAGACCAUGUCAGCGGUGUGGCAGCAGACGUCGCACGCGAUGCGCGAGCAGACGCUCGAGGGCGCGACGGCCCUGCUGGGCGAGUACAAGGUGCCGCGGCGGCUGCAGACGUUUGCGCAGGUCAUCGCCGAGGGGCGCGAGUGGGCGGCCGAGCACGACGGCGAGGGGCGGCCCGACGCGUGGCGGCCUGACCUGACGCCGUACGUCAUUUCUGCUGGCACGAACCUCGAGGUGUACGACGUGUCGUGGAAGAUGCUGCGGGACGAGUAUGAGGAGGUGUCGAAAUCGGCCAGUGAGCGGUAUCGGCGCGUACUGGAGAAGCAGGCGCGGCUAGCCGAGCUGGAGAACGGUGUGGCCGACGGUGUGGUCGAGCUGAGCCAGGCAAACGCGCUGCUCAAGGGCUUCCCGACGCCAGAGAUGCUCGUCUGGGCAGAAGACGUGCAGACAAAACUCGGCGCAAGGGAAUAACUCUGUAUCCAUAUUGUACUGCACUACCUAUAACUAUUCUAGACCAAA